This is a messenger RNA of Nematocida minor, 1344 nucleotides long. RefSeq lists its product as uncharacterized. The record is from RefSeq and is a predicted model, not a curated record. Bases 1 to 1344 code for a protein of 447 amino acids. Gene Ontology annotation, cellular component: cyclin-dependent protein kinase holoenzyme complex; nucleus; cytoplasm. Gene Ontology annotation, molecular function: cyclin-dependent protein serine/threonine kinase regulator activity. NCBI's taxonomy places the organism in Eukaryota, Fungi, Microsporidia. The transcript has a single exon. Gene Ontology annotation, biological process: regulation of cyclin-dependent protein serine/threonine kinase activity; mitotic cell cycle phase transition.
AUGCUCAAAAGGGUUCUGGAAGACAUAACCAAUGUAAGAAAUAACAACAUCAAAGUGACAAUAAAGAGAGAGGAGAGGCCGCUGAGAAGAGAGAUCCUGAAGCCCUAUUUAGAAUACUCGGAGGAGUACUACAGGCACUUGGACAGGAAAAUAGGAGACUAUGCAGAGCUGCUGGAGAAGUAUGCGGGAGAGAAAAAUGUAAAAAUGUAUAGGGAAAACAAAGAGAUAAAGAGAGACAGAGAUAGCAAGAGUGUGGGAGUGUAUACAUUUAAUCGGCAUAUUAUCAGGGGAGUGUGCAGUGGCCCGUACCAGUACAAUGUGUACACCAGCCAGAGCAUGCAGAGUGUGAAAAGUGUAGAGUGCUUGAUGGAGAAGAAUGAAAAAAAAGAAAACAAAAAUGAAAAUAGCAAUGAGGCUGAUGGAGUAAGUGGAAGCAGAGGACAGAACGAUAGCAUUCUAUCGAUACCAGCUGAGGAAAUAUUCAGAGUAAAUAAGAUAGGAGUUGCUAGAAAGAGUGAAACGAGUUUGGAUGAGAUGCCAACCAAAAAAGUAAAACAGCACAGGGCAGAAAAUAAAGAACUGUCACAGGAUGAAGAAGUAUCAGCUGCCAGAGUGUGCGCAUCAUCGCCUAGCACAGGAGAAGGAGAGAGCGUAAGUGUGUCCUCUGAUGAUAAGGUAGAAGACAGUAAGUCUUCAGAUGUGGAAGUCGAGAACAAUAGAAACAUUGUAGAUGGCAGCGCAGAAUGUAAAAAAAGUGAAAAUAGCAGAGCCAGGAUAACAAUGAAAAUGAGAACUACGCUUCUUGAGUGGAUGUACGAUGUAAAAGUAGACUACAAGCUGAAUAGCACAACGUACCAGACAGCUGUGCGAAUAGUGGACAAGUACUUCCUUGCAAACGAUGUAAAAAAAGAGAAGUACCAGCUUAUAGGGGCUGUGUGUCUGUUUAUAUCCAACAAGCUGAUAGAGUGCAAAUCGAGAGGCCUCAUGGCGUACAUUGACGUGUGCGAUGGCGCGUACACGAAAGAUGAAUUUCUGAAGUGCGAGAGAGACAUACUGAUGAGGCUAGGAGGAUUUUUGAACUUUCUUCUUCCCAUGCACCUCAUAAAAGAGGAUCGAUUUGUGCUGGGGAAUGCACUGUGCGAGUAUGCCAGUGAAGCUGUUCUUUUAGACGCUUCAUACGCCUGUCUUACACCCAAGGACCUAUCAGCAUUCAUUGACACGAACGUAUCUGCGUGUCUGAGCGGAGAAAAGCCGUCUGAAACGUUUGUAUCUCUCCUUACGCAGUCAAACGGGAUGCUGGACCAGCAGUUGAAACAGGUAAAAGAGCUGGUUAUGCGGUUGUAA